This is a messenger RNA of Cicer arietinum (chickpea), 3727 nucleotides long. Lineage: Eukaryota; Viridiplantae; Streptophyta; Magnoliopsida; Fabales; Fabaceae. The record is from RefSeq and is a predicted model, not a curated record.
UAUAGUGAUGGAAGUCUUAAACGAAAGUCUAAAAAUAAAAAAAUGAAAAGUGGAAGCUAGUUAAAACAAAACCUUACUAUCUCCCGCCAUGUCCAUCACCAACAAUCAACUUAUCCUCUCAUCAUCCCUCCAAUCUCGAUACCAUCAUUCUUUCUCACUCCUCCCAACUCCAACCGCUUUCUCACUCCUCCCAACUCCAACCGCUUUCUCAUUCUCUCUCCUUCGCUAUAACUCCCUCUCUUACUCCCUUAAAUUCCCUCUCUCUUUUUCCUUCAAAACCCCAACCUCAACUAUUCGCGCCUUCGACGACGACGAAGAAGAAGACGAAGACGACGACGAAGAUGAUGAUGAAGACGAAGACGUUGCGGCUGAUGAAUACGACGACGUCGUUUCCGGUGAGGUUUCCGACGAAGUGGAAGCGUUUGAAAUCGAUGAAUUGGCUUUACGCGAUGACGGAUUCAAGUGGCAGAGAGUUGAGAAGCUUUGUAAUGAAGUUAGAGAGUUCGGUUCUGGAAUUAUUGAUGUUGAUGAACUCGCUUCUGUUUACGAUUUCCGAAUCGAUAAAUUUCAGCGGCAAGCGAUUCAAGCUUUUCUGAGAGGUUCGUCGGUUGUGGUUUCAGCCCCGACGAGUAGCGGGAAGACUUUGAUUGCGGAAGCUGCGGCGAUUGCGACUGUGGCUAAAGGGCGGAGAAUAUUCUACACGACUCCUCUCAAAGCGUUGUCUAAUCAGAAGUUUCGCGAGUUCCGGGAGACUUUUGGGGACAGUAAUGUUGGCCUUCUUACAGGUGAUUCUGCCGUCAACAAGGAUGCUCAGGUUUUGAUUAUGACUACGGAGAUAUUACGUAACAUGUUGUAUCAGAGUGUUGGUAAUGUUUCUUCUGGAAGUGGACUUGUCAAUGUUGAUGUAAUUGUUUUGGAUGAAGUACAUUACCUUAGUGACAUAUCUCGCGGUACAGUUUGGGAAGAAAUUGUUAUUUAUUGCCCAAAAGAAGUUCAACUUAUUUCUCUCUCAGCAACUGUUGCAAAUCCAGAUGAGUUGGCUGGUUGGAUUGGUCAGAUUCAUGGUGGAACAGAGUUGGUAACAUCAUCGAAACGCCCAGUUCCUCUGACUUGGCAUUUCUCUAUGAAGAACUCCUUAUUACCACUUCUUGACGAGAAAGGAACACAGAUGAACAGGAAGCUGUCACUCAACUAUUUACAACUUCAAGCUGCAGGUGUUAAACCUUAUAAAGAUGAUUUUAGAAGAAGGAAUUCCCGGAAACGUGGAACUCGCACAAGCUAUGAUAUUGAUGAUAGCAUGUUGGAACAACGUUCUCUUUCAAAGAAUGACAUAAAUGCAAUUCGUCGAUCACAAGUUCCUCAAAUAAUUGAUACGUUAUGGCACCUUCAGUCUAGGGAUAUGCUACCAGCUAUUUGGUUUAUUUUUAGCAGGAAAGGUUGUGAUGCAGCUGUUCAAUAUGUUGAAGAUUGCAAACUUUUAGACGAGUGUGAAACAAAAGAGGUUGAACUAGCCUUGAAGAGGUUUCACAUUCAAUAUCCUGAUGCUGUCAGAGAAACAGCUGUGAAAGGACUUUUGCAAGGGGUUGCUGCCCAUCAUGCUGGAUGUCUACCUUUGUGGAAGGCCUUCAUAGAAGAAUUGUUUCAAAGAGGACUUGUCAAGGUUGUUUUUGCUACUGAAACCCUGGCUGCUGGAAUGAAUAUGCCUGCUAGAACAGCUGUUAUUUCAUCCCUCAGCAAAAGAAGUGACACUGGGCGCACGCUAUUGACCUCAAAUGAACUGCUUCAGAUGGCUGGCCGUGCUGGACGUAGAGGCAUUGAUGAGAGUGGUCAUGUAGUCCUCGUCCAAACUCCUAAUGAAGGCGCUGAAGAGUGCUGCAAGGUACUUUUUGCUGGACUUGAGCCACUGGUUUCACAGUUUACUGCUUCAUAUGGAAUGGUUUUGAAUCUUCUUGGUGGUGCGAAAGCCAUUCAUAGGUCAAACGCAUCAGAUGAGAUGAAACCUUCCUCAGGGAAAACUUUGGAAGAAGCUAGGAAGUUAAUUGAACAAAGUUUUGGAAAUUAUGUUAGUAGCAGUGUUAUGCUGGCUGCUAAAGAUGAACUUAAUAAAAUUGAAAAAGAAAUUGAGUUGCUGAUGUCAGAAAUCACUGAUGAAGCCAUAGAUAGAAAAAGUAGGAAGGCUUUAUCACAGCGACAAUACAAGGAGAUUGCAGAAUUACAGGAAGAUUUAAGGGCAGAGAAACGCGUUCGAACUGAAUUGAGAAAACAGAAGGAAGCAAAGAGAAUAUCUGCCUUGAAACCUUUAUUGGAAGUGUCCGAAAAUGGACAUUUACCAUUUUUGUGCUUGCAGUAUAGAGAUUCUGAAGGAGUUCAUCAUUCAAUUCCUNCUGUGUUUUUGGGGAAGGUCAACUCCCUUAGUGCUUCAAAACUCAAAAACAUGAUCGGUUCUAUCGAUUCUUUGUCAUCAAAAAGUACUGAUUCUGAAUUGAACGAAGAUCAUGUACCAUCAUAUCACGUAGCUCUUGGCUCAGAUAACUCUUGGUAUCUAUUUACAGAAAAGUGGAUUAAAACAGUAUAUGAGACAGGUUUUCCCGAUGUUCCAUUAGUUGAAGGAGAUGCCCGACCUCGAGAAAUUAUGAGUGAUCUUCUUGAUAAGGAGGACAUGAAGUGGGAUAACCUUGCGCACUCUGAACACGGUGGUUUAUGGUUCACGGAAGGAUCUCUGGAAACAUGGUCCUGGAGCUUGAACGUUCCUGUUUUGAGUAGCUUCUCUGAGAAUGACGAGCUGCAACUGAACUCUCAAGCAUUUAGAGAUUCCACUGAACAAUACAGGGACCAAAGAAAUAAAGUUGCACGCUUGAAAAAGCAGAUAUCUCGUACCGAAGGCUAUAAAGAAUAUAAUAAAAUCCUAGACACGGUCAAAUUUAUCGAGGAGAGAAUCAAGCGACUGAAGACAAGAUCCAAGCGUUUGAUUAAUCGGAUUGAACAAAUAGAACCCUCAGGUUGGAAGGAGUUUAUGCAGGUUAGCAACGUCAUACGAGAAACCAGAGCUUUAGAUAUUAAUACACAUGUCAUAUUUCCAUUGGGGGAAACCGCCUCAGCAAUUCGUGGAGAAAAUGAGCUAUGGCUUGCGAUGGUUCUUCGUAGUAAAAUCUUACUAGAACUAAAACCUGCACAACUUGCUGCAGUGUGUGCAGGUUUGGUUUCUGAGGGUAUCAAAGUCAGACCCUGGAAAAAUAACAAUUACAUUUAUGAGCCUUCUGCAACUGUAGUCAAUGUCAUAACACUAUUGGAUGAGCAAAGAAGUGCCCUGCUGGAAAUUCAGGAGAAACAUGGGGUUACAAUAUCUUGCUUUUUGGAUACCCAGUUUUGUGGUAUGGUUGAAGCUUGGGCUUCUGGGUUGACAUGGAGAGAAAUAAUGAUGGAUUGUGCAAUGGAUGAUGGUGAUCUAGCUCGUCUCCUUCGACGCACCAUUGAUCUAUUAGCUCAGAUUCCUAAAUUGCCAGAUAUUGAUCCGUUGUUGCAGCGGAAUGCAAGGGCUGCUUCUGAUGUCAUGGACCGGCCUCCAAUAAGUGAACUUGCUGGGUAGUUUUCUUUUCUGUCUCUGUUGUAUGUUCCAUUUGUAAAUAUUGUAUGAUGAUUAAUUUCCAGAAACACAAUUUAUGAUAUUAUCAUUGUUAUUUUUAUUAACAAAAGCUUAGUGGAAAGUGUGAUUGUUUCAUUUUCUAUA